Siniperca chuatsi (mandarin fish) is the source of this 1639-nucleotide messenger RNA. It is a transcript of the gene gtf3aa, whose product is annotated as general transcription factor IIIAa. The transcript has a single exon. Lineage: Eukaryota; Metazoa; Chordata; Actinopteri; Centrarchiformes; Sinipercidae. The record is from RefSeq and is a predicted model, not a curated record. Bases 21 to 1103 code for a protein of 360 amino acids. Gene Ontology annotation, cellular component: nucleus.
AAUUUGUUUAUGCCGCUGAAAUGGAAACAAAAAAAGAGCCGCAGAAACGCUACAUUUGUUCGUUUCCCGAAUGCUCUGCAGCUUAUAACAAACAGUGGAAACUGGACGCCCACUUGUGUAAACACACGGGAUUGAAGCCGUACUCGUGUGAGCACGAUGGCUGCGGAAAGUCGUUCUGUAGCCCCUACCACUUGGCGCGACAUGAGCUCAGUCACAGCGGUGUGAAGCCUUUUCACUGCACCGAGGAGGGCUGCGAGGAGGCCUUCACCACCAACUCAAAUCGGGCCCGACAUGUCAGCCGCGUUCACACCCAGGAGCAGAAGAAGUAUGUUUGCAAAUUUGAGGGCUGCAAGCUCGAGUUCAAGAAGAACAAGCAGCUAAAGUCCCACAUGUGUGAGCAGCACACCCAGCUGCCCCCUUACCAGUGCACUCAUGAAGGCUGCCAGAUGCGAUUCACCUUCCCCAGCAACCUGAAGCGACACGAGAAGGUGCAUAGAGGGUACCCCUGCACAGUGGAGGGCUGCAGCUUCACAGGAAAGACCUGGACAGACUACCUGAAGCACAGGAAGGACCAGCACAGGAUCAUUUUGAAGUGCGACCAGUGCAACAAGGUGUUCAGGGACUCCUGGUUCCUGCAGCAGCAUCAGCGCAUCCACUCUGAGAUGCGGGUGGUCCUGAAAUGCCCCAGGGAUGGCUGUGACAGGUCAUUCACCACAACUUUCAACCUGGAGAGCCACAUCAGCUCCUACCACGACCAGCUGCGGCCCUUUGCCUGCACCCAUGCAGGCUGUGGGAAGACCUUCGCCAUGAGGCAGAGCCUCCAGCGUCACAGCAUUGCCCACGACCCUGACAGGAAGAAGCUGAAGAAGCCUAAGCCCAAAAGAUCUCUUGCUUCUAGGUUGAGCGGUUACAUUGAAAAAAAGAGAGUGGUCUGCAAAAAGCGCAGGGAGCCUGAAUCCCUCAGUGGGUCUGCACAAAAGAAGACUGAUCCACCUGGUCCUGUUGAGUUGGUGUCCCUCCUGCAGGAUACGUCCUUGCUGUGCAGCCCUGCUGUGGACGCACAAGAACUUACUAAUGCCCUGACUACACCUCUGACAGUGUAGGGUUAAAUGGAGGAAUUCAUACCAGCAUUAUGAGGACAGCAGGCACUUGAUAAGAGCAUUUAUGAUCUAUUAUCAUUUCUGACUCGGUUGUCGGGGAUCUUGGUGUUGCAUAAAUUUAGUCCACCACUGUUAAGUCAAAAAAAAUCUAAAAGCCUAAAAAGCUCCUUAUUUUGGACACAUUAUUUUGGUAGGUUGGAACCUAAAAGACUAAACUGUCAGCUGAGUUGAUUUAUUUUGAUUUGCUGCCUUUUUGAAAAUGAAUCCUGAAGAAGUCAGCACAGCUACAAGAAAUAUUGUCUUGAAAUCAAAUCCUGGUGUUCCGUCCUUCUUCAACUGCAGUUUUUCUCUCUACUUAAAUCAUUUCAUGGGGAGUUUUUUAUUUUUUCUGGAGCCAUUAAAUCCACUAUAUUUGUGCCAUAUUAAUUUAAGAAAGUAUAUUUUUUUGUGCAUAUUGUAAAGAUAAUAAGAACAUUUUGUUUUUGUAAAAUUUCAGAAAAUAUAAGUGUUUGUUUUAAUAAAACCUAUGGAUGCAUGUA